AUGCUGCUUAACAAAGGCGCCGACGUUAACGCGCAGGGUGGGACUUACGAUACUGCACUGCAGGCAGCUUCAUUUGGAGGCUACAAGACGGUGGUCGAGAUGCUGCUCGACAAAGGUGCCGACGUCAACGCGCAGGGUGGAGAGUAUGGCAACGCACUCCAGGCAGCUUCAGCUGGAGGCCACGAGCAGGUAGUCAAGAUACUGCUCGACAAAGGUGCCGACGUCAACGCGCAGGGUAGAGAGUAUGGCAACGCACUCCAGGCGGCUUCAUACAGAGGCCACGAGCAGGUAGUCAAGAUGCUACUUGAUGCAGGUGCUCAUCAGUAA
Molecule: messenger RNA, 327 nt
Organism: Macroventuria anomochaeta
Lineage: Eukaryota; Fungi; Ascomycota; Dothideomycetes; Pleosporales; Didymellaceae
Product: ankyrin
Exons: 1
Coding region: 1-327 (108 amino acids)
Molecular function (GO): protein binding
Source: RefSeq, a predicted model, not a curated record